Erigeron canadensis is the source of this 1263-nucleotide messenger RNA. RefSeq lists its product as uncharacterized. Lineage: Eukaryota; Viridiplantae; Streptophyta; Magnoliopsida; Asterales; Asteraceae. The record is from RefSeq and is a predicted model, not a curated record. The transcript has 3 exons. Bases 220 to 1170 code for a protein of 316 amino acids.
UCCAAACUCCAAAGCAUUCCCCCGACCCUUUUCAAUUCUCUCCAAAAACGAUAUUGUAGAAACAGAAGGACAUUCCCUCACCCUUUUUUAUUUCCCUCGUCUCUCUAUUUCCAUUUCUCUAGGAAUCAAAGGAGAGUUGGCAAGUCACGUGUUUUGCACAUGAGAAGUUCUUGAAACCCUAAUCCCCUUCUCUCAAUAUUUAUCAGCGGAUUACCGGGCAUGGCAGGUUCAACUAUUGUCAGAGGAGCUGGGAGAAACAAAAGGGCAUGGACAACAAAGGAAGACGAAAAGUUAGUUGACACACUCAUGGACUUGCAAGCAUCUGGGAAGUAUGCAUGUGCAGAUAAUGGAUUCAAACCUGGUUAUUAUCAAGCAAUACAACGUUUGCUGGAUUUAAGUCUUCCCAACUCGGGGUUAAAGGCAGAGCCGCAUAUUAAAUCCAGAUUGAAGACGCUGAAGGCUAACUUUGGCGUAUUGAGUUACAUGUUAUCGGGCACACAUGGAUUCACUUGGGAUCCUAAGAAAUGUUGUGUUACUGCUGAUGACCAAGUAUGGGAUGAGUACAUUAAGACUCAUAAAAAUGCAUCUCAUAUCAAAGACAAACCAUUCCCUUUCUAUGACAAGCUUUCCAUCAUCUUUGGUAAAAACAAAAAUAUGGGUUCUCGGGCUCUUGAUAUUGGAGGCGAACAGGUAGGAGAAACAGAAAGGAGUGCACCUAAUGAAUUUGAAGACCGACAUGUUGAUCCAGUUGAAACGAAAGACCUACAUAUUGAUUUAGAUGAAGUUGAAGACCUACAUAAUGAUCCAGUUGUUCCUUUUUCCGAAGGAGAUACGGGUAGUUUGAGUAGUAAACGAAAACGAGACAAACAUGGCCACUUCCAUCAUAAUACUUGCAACAACCCAUACAAGGUGUCUAACAUUACCCGAAAUAUCGGGAGGGAAUUGAGCACCAAUUAUAGAAUUCUCGCUGGUGAAGGAGCUUCAUCUGUUGACUUAAUGAGAAGAGUUGUCAAGGAGAUAAAUGGUUUAUCAGGCAUCACUCUCGAUGAACGGAUUAUAGCAAUGGAUGUUAUUGGUCAUUCUCCAACACGGGCUGAAAUGUUUUUUAUGUUGGAUAAGACAGGAAAAAUUCGUAUGGUACAAAUGAUCGGAUGUGGGUCGAUAAGCUAGGUUGUUAUGUAGAUUUUCAACCAUCUCAAUAAGAACAAUGGUUAAGGUGAUUAGCGGGUUCUUAUAAGUUAUGACAUCUAGGAUUGUAACUGA